Lottia gigantea (owl limpet) is the source of this 3034-nucleotide messenger RNA. RefSeq lists its product as hypothetical. Gene Ontology annotation, molecular function: transmembrane transporter binding. The transcript has 5 exons. The coding region runs from base 1 to 2370 and encodes 789 amino acids. Gene Ontology annotation, cellular component: plasma membrane; secretory granule. Lineage: Eukaryota; Metazoa; Mollusca; Gastropoda; Lottiidae. The record is from RefSeq and is a predicted model, not a curated record. Gene Ontology annotation, biological process: negative regulation of calcium ion-dependent exocytosis; negative regulation of voltage-gated calcium channel activity.
AUGUCUUUGAUGUACCCCUCGUAUGAAAGAGACCGACCGUUUGAUAGAAGAUUUCCUCCAUUACAAAGAUAUGAAACCGUAACGUGUGAUGGUCUAUCUGAACCAAGUAGUGCCUCAUUUGAUGGUGUUCCUAUUAGUCCUAGAAGAAACGUAGAAUUCAGUAGAUGUUUUGGAGAGAAAAGUCAAGAUAAAAUCUCAUUAACUGAUGAAAUAACAGAAACAACCAAACUAACCUCGGAUUUUGAAAAAAGUGAGAUAAAGGACAGAAAAUCGGACGAACAUGAGAAACAGUCUCCAGUCUCAGGGUCAGGGUCUGAUGAUGGUCAAGGUCACAAUGGAGCUCGACGAGUUUCCUUUCAGCUUCAAAAUUUAUCCCAGCAUACCACACCAACACAUGUUCCCCACCCCCUUAAAAAAUUUAGAAGGUAUACAGAAGGGGACUUUCAUCACCUGAAGAGAUCCAAAAUUGCGAAAGUGUCGGUACCACGUCAAUAUUCUCUCGGAGCACCAAUAAUUAAUGGUUCUGUUAGUACCAUAGAACAAUGUAUCAAUCAUAACGAGAAACAUCGGAAUUCUGUACCCACCACGACCCUAUCAGACGUUAAUAACUUUUCUAAUGUGACUGUCGGUUCUUCACCUCCCAAAAUUAAGUCAAUACGGACUACGCAGGUGUCGGCAGAAAUACAUCAAUAUCCGGCUAAACUAGCGGAAUAUCGCCGAGAUUUAUUAGACUUUAAACGAGAAAUUCGACCCAUGCCUCCAUUAAAUUUUAAUCGCUCUGUUUUUCAAAAGCCACCAUAUUCUCAAAGUUUAGAAACGGUGAGUCCAACUCAGUGUAGUAGAGAAACUCGGAAAGUGAAAAGUUAUGAAGAUGUGGCAGACUAUGAUGUGCUCAAAAUCACAGAAUUUUCCACAGGGCCUUUUUAUAAUUCAGAUUUUGAAGUUAUAUCUGAACAUGGUUCACCAUUUUCGAGUAAAGUGAGAUAUAACGAUACAGGAAGCUUGGAAAAAUUAAACGAGGAACAAAUCGAAUAUCUUGGUGACCUUGACCUUGAAUCAGUCAUUCCUGAUGAAAGUGAUGAUACCGAAACUCUAAAUGGAACUCAGAAAUAUCGCGAGUUGUGGAGUUUACGGACUACUUUGGAAGAGGAAGAGGAAUGUAGUGAUACGAUACGUAUGGAGAAUAUGACAUCACCAGAGGAAUCUCCAGAUCGUGAUCACGCUACUUUAUAUACAACGUCUUUUGAAUCAAACACAGAGCCCCCUAGUGACACAGGAAACACUUGUGAUCCAACUGACAGUGGAUUUCAUUGGGAGAGGUCUCGAAAAUCUGCCAACAAUUUGCUUCACCCACCAAAUCAAGAAAACAGACGCCAAAAUUAUCGGAAUAUUUUAUCACGAAGAUUACAGAAAGCUGGUCCGAACACUAGUACAGAAAACAGUUUUGAUUCUAUUGAAACUGACGGAGAUGUAUCAGACACCAGCAGAUACGAAGUCACAACAUCAUUCGAGUCCACAACAGAUAAUACCGACAGUACGACUGAGAGUCAACAUCGUCUUCAACAAAUGAAAGGAGACAGUGGCUACAAAUCUUUAGAAACUCAACAAUCAACCAAGGACUCAGUUGACGAAGAGAAAAAACCUUCUCCAACAGAAAUUCACAAUUCCCCUCCAAAAGAGGAACCAGAUGGAUCAAAAUCAAACGGCGGCAAAAGAAAUGGAAAUAGUUCUUAUUUUGAUAGACGAAAUGCACGGACUGCUUCUAAGAAGCGUAGAGAAUAUAGCCGACAAACGGUGAGAGUGUAUGAAUCUAUAAACGAACCAGAAACGGACUCCAGAUCAGACCUGCCAUCUGGUGACAGUUUUGAAGACAAUGCCCAACCCAGUAAAAUGUUUGUGUUUUCCCGUUUUUUUAAGUCACAUUCCCGAGGAUCUCGAGAUCGGUAUCUUCAACGAGACUAUAGUAUUGAUGAAAAAACUAAUAAAAUAUUUAAUGACUUUAUGCGUAGCGAGCCUGUUCGGGAGCCUUAUUCCAGACUAGGUGUUCGACGUUCCCCACGACUUCACAAUAGACAUCGCCUUCAUCGUAAACAGACGGAACCCUUGUUAGGGGAGGAGAGAAGACGAGACAGAUUGGCUCCAGAGAGACGAAGCACAAGUUUGGGCAGUGAUAGCAGUGCCAGCUCAGUCAGACGUCUGUCCCCCCAAGACUCUAUUGAAGAAGAAGAAUUUGAAGGUGAAGAAGAAGAGGGUGUAGUGAUCAGAGGGAAUGAUAUUCAUUACCCACGAACCAUAGAACCAACACAGCCUACUGCUAUUCAUCCCAUACCAAUAAUCAAACUACCAGAAGAAGAAUCUGGCGACUCAUAGCUGCUCAUGAACUCUAUUGCCAGAUUAUCUGCUUACAAAUUAACCUUUCUGUUGCCAGAUUGUUGUCUGCUCAUAAAGAGACUAAUCAUACCAAUACCAAAUCUUAAGGUUGAUAUGUGGCCUUGCUUUAAAGGGAUAUUGUUGUUUGAAUAUAUAUUUUCAACAGAAAUUGCUUUUGACUUUGAAAACCUGGUUGAUUUUGGAUAGAAGUUUCUAUGAAAGCUGAUUUAUAGAAUAAUUUAAAUAUGGCCAUUGAUGUAAUAAUAUCAGAAAUUUCAGUCUGCGUAGAAACUUAUUACUGCUUUCACUUUACUGGAAUAUUUGUUUGCUAAAAUGGCCCACACAUCAAAGAGAUCACAACUUGCGUAUGGUUUCAAAUAAGAAUAGCGUAUUAGCGUUUGGGACUCGUGACCACUUUCAUUAUUGGCAACCAUAUACAACUUGUAAUCUCUGAUUUGAGAGCCACUCAGUUUAUGUCAGAAUUUUAUUGAAUUUCAUUUCUUGAGCUAUCUACUGUUAAAACAUAUAUCUAGACAACUAUACCUCUUUAAAUCUAAAUACAAUCUCUCUUAACAUUCAUGUUCAUUAUAUCAAAUUCUCAACAGUCUAUAACAGGGAUUCUCUACCACUUGCAAAAUGGGGCACAACAGAACUUGAAGAAAAC